UAAUUGUACAUGCUAUUCAUCAUGCCUGUUCAUUUCAAAAGUUUUUUUAUUGCUAUUUCCAAUCCGGACGAACAAAAAAUGAGACUUCCAUCUGGGAUUGUUGAAGAGUACAUGACUGUUGUACCUCUUGAGUGUAAGUUUAGUAUGAGAUAUGGUCGAACAUAUUGGGUGAGAAUGGAAGGGAAUGCUGAGGGGGUAUUCUUUCAUAAUGGAUGGUUCCAGUUUAUGGCAUUCGAGAAUAUUAAGAGUGGAUAUUAUCUUUGGUUUGAUCGUAAUAGUCUUACAGAUUUUACGGUGAGUGUGGUUGAGGAAAAUGCAGUCGAGCGGCCUUUGCGAUAUCGUUUUACUUUGGAGAUCAAGAAAUUGUACAUCGAACGUGCAUAUUUGCCCAUUCCGAUGGAAUUCUGGCGUUCAUAUUUGGUUAAUGAAUUCGAGGACUUAAGUCAAUGCCUGUUGAUACUCGAAGAUGUCCCGUAUGAAGUUCAAAUUGUUGCUCGGCAUGGCAAAGUGUUGAUGCAGAAGAUGGAGGGUAGAGAAUUUGUUGAUUUUACUGGAAUUUUUGAAGGUUCAACAUGUUCAGUCAUCACUUGUCCUAAUUCUUGUGUUUGUUUUGAAAUGUUUGUUCUGUGA
Messenger RNA from Striga asiatica, 630 nucleotides. The record is from the annotation of a GenBank genome assembly. Lineage: Eukaryota; Viridiplantae; Streptophyta; Magnoliopsida; Lamiales; Orobanchaceae.